Messenger RNA from Hibiscus syriacus, 2169 nucleotides. RefSeq names its product mitogen-activated protein kinase 9-like. The transcript has 11 exons. The record is from RefSeq and is a predicted model, not a curated record. Lineage: Eukaryota; Viridiplantae; Streptophyta; Magnoliopsida; Malvales; Malvaceae. Gene Ontology annotation, molecular function: MAP kinase activity; ATP binding. Gene Ontology annotation, cellular component: nucleus; cytoplasm. The coding region runs from base 78 to 1865 and encodes 595 amino acids. Gene Ontology annotation, biological process: intracellular signal transduction; protein phosphorylation.
AGAAAAGGGGGGGGGGAACUGGAAACCGGAAAUGCUGGAAUUGGUUGGCAGGGAAUCCAAGUAAAAUAAAGGAGUAAAUGGGGGGAAGUGGAACUCUCGUGGACGGUGUUCGUCGCUGGUUUCAACGUCGCAAUUUAAUUCCGUCUUCUUCUUCUUCUUCUACGGAUCAUCAGAAUACCGUUAUCAUCGAUUACAAUGAUAGCUCUUCCUCUACUCUAACUCUCACUGACAAACAACAAUCACAAGAAACAAUAACAGCAACCGAUCUUAUUGUUCAAGAUUUCGAUUUCUCUUCCUUGGGGCUCGUCAAAGUUCCUAAGCGUCAUUACUUUGUUAAUUCUUCCAUGGAUUCUCACAAAAAGGGUGCACUUGAGAAAGAGUUUUUCACUGAGUACGGAGACGCAAACCGAUAUCAAGUUCAGGAGGUCAUUGGAAAGGGAAGUUACGGGGUUGUUGCUUCUGCAAUCGACACCCAUACUGGUGAAAAGGUUGCAAUAAAAAAGAUUAACGAAGUAUUUGAGCAUGUCUCCGAUGCAACGCGUAUUUUGAGAGAAAUCAAGCUGCUACGGUUGCUUCGUCAUCCAGAUGUUGUACAAAUAAAACACAUUAUGCUCCCUCCAUCGCGACUAGAAUUUAGAGAUAUUUAUGUAAUUUUUGAGUUGAUGGAAUCUGAUCUUCAUCAAGUAAUUAAGGCCAAUGAUGACUUUACUCCUGAGCACCAUCAAUUUUUCUUAUACCAGCUUCUUCGUGGUCUGAAGUAUGUACAUGCAGCAAAUGUAUUACAUCGAGAUUUAAAACCCAAGAACAUCCUUGCUAAUGCUGAUUGUAUGUUGAAGAUAUGCGAUUUUGGUCUUGCACGAGUAUCAUUUAAUGAUGCCCCAUCAGCGAUUUUCUGGACUGACUAUGUAGCAACAAGAUGGUAUCGAGCUCCUGAACUCUGUGGAUCUUUUUUCUCCAAAUACACUCCUGCAGUUGAUAUUUGGAGCAUAGGAUGCAUAUUUGCCGAGAUGCUUAUAGGAAAACCACUCUUUCCUGGGAAAAAUGUGGUGCACCAAUUGGAUCUCAUGACUGAUAUGCUUGGUAUACCUUCUGCUGAAUCCAUAUCAAAGAUUCGGAAUGAAAAGGCAAGGAGGUACCUUAGUAGCAUGCGUAGAAAGCAUCCGGUUCCUUUCUCACAAAAAUUCCCCAAUGCAGAUCCCCUGGCUCUUUGCUUACUUCAGCGUCUACUUGCAUUUGAUCCUAAAGAUCGUGUUACGGCAGAAGAAGCAUUAGCUGAUCCAUAUUUUCAUGGUUUGGCAAAUGUGGAUCGUGAACCAACCACCCAACCUAUUUCAAAACUAGAAUUUGAGUUUGAGAGAAGGAAACUGGCAAAAGAUGAUGUCAGAGAGCUGAUUUAUCGAGAGAUAUUAGAGUAUCAUCCACAGAUGCUGCAAGAGUAUCUUCGGGGUGGGGAGCAAACCAGCUUCAUGUACCCAAGUGGCGUUGAUCGGUUCAAGCGACAAUUUGCACAUCUUGAGGAACUUUAUGGUAAAGGUGAAAGAAGUACUCCUUCACUUCAGAGACAGCAUGCUUCGUUGCCUCGAGAGCGAGUUCCUGUUUCCAAGGAUGAGAGUGUUAUUGAAAAUAAUGACACAGCUUCAAAUUCUCGGUUCUCAGACGGCUCGGAAAACACAAUUGCAGAAGGGGAAAAUGGGACUAGCAAAGGAAACAGUAGCGCUCGUAGCCUAUUGAAGAGCGCUAGCAUUAGCGCCUCUAAAUGUGUUGUUGUGAAAGAAACAAACGAAUCAACGGAGGAACCAAUCGCCGAAGCAGACGAUGAGACGGUGAAUGCCUUGUCUCGGGAUGUUGCAGCUAUUAAUGCGUGAUCAAAACUUGGAAUUUGCUUUCUCGUAGUUGGCUUGGCGCGUUACCCAUUUCCCCCUGAUUAUUGGGAAGGGGGAGUUCAUAGUGAUUCGCACCAAAAAUUCUCUUUUAUUUUUGGUUUUAGUCUGGACAGAAGCUAACAAUAGAAGUAUAGUAUCGGGUAUCGCAUGAGAACACUCUGGCUGCCGUGUAGCUUACAUUUGAGGAGUGCAAGAGUUGAAUUUUGUACUAUAAUGAAAAAGGAGAACAGACGUACUGUUUUGUCAUGUUCGUUCAUUGAUAUACCCAUAAUCAAGUUCUGAUGUC